Molecule: messenger RNA, 1066 nt
Organism: Chrysoperla carnea
Lineage: Eukaryota; Metazoa; Arthropoda; Insecta; Neuroptera; Chrysopidae
Product: keratin, type I cytoskeletal 9-like
Exons: 2
Coding region: 70-960 (296 amino acids)
Source: RefSeq, a predicted model, not a curated record
ACAAGAAAUAGGAGACAUUUUAUUUGACCUGUUUUUGCAUAAUCGCAGUAUUAUUUUAAUUUUUUGUGUAUGGUAAAUUCACGCACUGCAACAAUGGCCAAUUAUAAUAAAUCAUUAUCAAUAUUUUCAAUUGUUCUAUUUUUCUGCUUAUCAACAGUGUCCAGCCACGAACUGUGGUAUCAGACUCUUCCAUCUUCACAAGGAUUAAAUGCAGCCACUACAUUAGGUAGCAGCAAUCUAGGGUAUACCAAUGGUUUAAGUAGCUUAGAUUUAAGUAGUACCUAUGCAGGUUUAGAUGGAAAAAGUUUAGGAUACAGUGGAGGAUUAAAUGGACUAAGCACAGGAGGCUUAAAUGGUUUUAGUGCAAGCAGUUUGAGUGGCUUAACUGCAGGGGGAUACAGUGGUUUAAGUGCGGGAGGAUACAGUGGCUUAAAUUUAGGAAGUUACAAUGGCUUAAAUACAGGAAGCUACAGCGGUUUAAGUUCUGGAGGCUUAAGCGGUUUAAGUGGAUUGGGUGCAGGAGGGUUAAGUGGUUUAAAUGCAGCAAGUCUAAGUUAUCCAAGUUUUGGGGGUAGUAGUUAUGCUGGUUUAGGCAGCGCUGAUUUAAGUUUAAGCAGAAGUGCAGAUUUGAGUGCUUUGAAUAGCGCAACACUUGCUGGAACUAGCUUGGGCUUGAAUAGCGCAGCAAGCUACGGUUUGGGGGCUGAUGCAUUAGGUGCAUAUGGAUUUGGAGGCUAUAGCACAGGUCUAAGUGGCUAUAGUGGGUCAAGCGGACUUACUGGGUUUAGUGGAUUAAGUGGUCUGAGUAGUUUGGGAUUAAGUGGAACAAAUGGUUUGGGAGCUUACGGAUAUCCAGGCUUAUAUUCUUAUGGGAGUGCAAGUGGCUUAGCAGGAAGUGAUUUAAGUGGUUUAACAGUCGGUUCAAGUAGUUUACAUGCAGGUCACAGUCAUAGCCAUUAGUAAAUAACACAAAUAAACAAACAAUUUUUCAACAAGAAAGAUUCAAGUUUAUAUAUAGAUCACAUUAGCUACAACGUUAUUCUUGAGUAAUAAUGCUAACUGAAGA